Molecule: messenger RNA, 624 nt
Organism: Musa acuminata AAA Group (dessert banana)
Lineage: Eukaryota; Viridiplantae; Streptophyta; Magnoliopsida; Zingiberales; Musaceae
Exons: 4
Coding region: 76-555 (159 amino acids)
Source: RefSeq, a predicted model, not a curated record
GGAAGGGCUGCGUCGAAGAGGAGAAGAAGGUAGGAGAGAGGUCUGUCGGCUCUGAAGAAGCGUUGAGAGGGUCUAAUGGAGGAAGGACAGCAGCAGCACAUUCGACAAAUCAAGAACUCGCGGCUAAUGGAGGAGGAUGGUGAAGAAGAAUCACCGAGGUCAGCUCUUUCCUCAUUCCAAGCAAGAGAAGAAGAGAUCGAGAGGAAGAAAAUGGAGGUCAAAGAGAAGGUUUUUGCUCAGUUGUGCAGAGUGGAAGAGGAGACUAAACACUUGGCCAUGAUCCGAGGCGAACUGGAAGCCAUGGUAGAUCCAACCAGGAACGAAGCGGCGGCAUUACGCAAGAAGAUAGACGCAGUCAAUCGUGCAUUGAAACCUCUCGGACAAUCCUGUCUGAGGAAGGAAAAAGAAUACAAAGAAGCUCUCGAAGCCUUCAAUGAGAAGAACAAGGAGAAGUCUCAGCUAGUGGCCAAACUCAUGGAGCUGGUCAGCGAGAGCGAGAGACUGAGGAUGAGGAAGCUGGAGGAGUUGAACAAGUCGAUAGAUUUCUUUCGCUAAGUCCAUCUGCAGGAGCGUUUCAGAUGGAUUUUUUCUACAGUAAUGUUUGUGAUCGGGAUUCCAAGUUCU